AUUUAUAAUGUGCUUAAAAAAAUUACUGCGUAUGAUAGUGCCUAUGUAGUAGUGUACUCACCUUAUUCUCUCCUUCAUUAUAUUUAGGAGGGUGGAAGAGGGAGAAAAAACAUCACCACCAUGGCCAUGCCGAAUGGCGAUGAAGAAUAUCAGAGCUCAGGGAAAAGGCAGAAAUGCUCCAGAGAUGAUGAAGAAGAGGAGGAAGGUGAUGAAGGCGAAGAGAGCGAGCUUCCGUUGAAGCCCGGACUCAUGUACUACCCAACUACUCCUUGUUCUUUCGUUGUAUCCGAUGCUCUUGAGCCCGAUUUCCCAAUAAUUUACGUCAACAAGGUCUUCGAGAUCUUUACGGGAUAUCGCGCGGACGAGGUCCUCGGUAGGAACUGUCGGUUCUUGCAGUAUAGGGACCCACAUGCUCAAAGAAGGCACCCUCUGGUGGAUCCCUUUGUUGUUUCUGAGAUCAAAAGAUGUCUUGAAGAAGGUAUUGAAUUCCAAGGUGAACUUCUUAACUUUAGGAAGGAUGGCACUCCAUUGGUGAACAGGCUCCGACUUUCACCUAUUCAUGAUGAUGAUGGAACUGUGACACACAUAAUUGGUAUUCAAGUUUUUUCUGAAGCAAAAAUAGAUCUGAACAGUGUAUCCUAUCCUGUUUUCAAAGAGACUUGUAAUCAGCAGUAUGAUCAGUCAACUAAAUACCCUCAUUUGAGUGGACAACUACCAUUCAGUCAUGAUCAAGAAAUAUGUGGGAUACUUCAACUCUCUGAUGAAGUCCUGGCUCACAACAUUUUAUCACGUUUGACACCAAGAGAUGUUGCAUCCAUUGGAUCUGUCUGUAGAAGGAUUCGCCAACUAACAAAGAAUGAGCAUGUGAGAAAGAUGGUAUGUCAAAAUGCAUGGGGUACAGAAGUAACUGGUACAUUGGAAAUGAUGACCAAGAAGUUAGGAUGGGGCCGUCUUGCAAGGGAGCUGACCACUCUAGAGGCAGUUUGUUGGAGGAAACUGACUGUCGGCGGAGCAAUAGAACCAUCACGUUGCAAUUUUAGUGCUUGUGCAGCAGGGAACCGACUCGUCCUCUUUGGAGGUGAAGGAGUCAACAUGCAGCCAAUGGAUGACACAUUUGUUCUGAAUCUUGAUUCUGCAAAUCCAGAGUGGCAGCGUGUUAGUGUAGAAUCUUCCCCUCCAGGGCGCUGGGGUCACACUCUCUCCUGCCUAAAUGGUUCCUGGUUGGUAGUAUUUGGAGGCUGUGGAAGACAAGGACUGCUCAAUGAUGCCUUUGUACUUGACUUGGAUGCUAAACAACCAACAUGGAAAGAAGUUACCGGUGGAACUCCACCCCUUCCAAGAUCUUGGCAUAGCUCUUGCACUAUUGAAGGUUCUAAGUUGGUUGUCUCAGGUGGAUGCACAGAUGCUGGGGUGCUUCUCAGUGACACAUAUUUAUUGGAUCUUACAACAGACAAGCCAACAUGGAGAGAGAUUCCAACUUCAUGGGCUCCUCCGUCUAGAUUGGGACAUUCACUGUCAGUUUAUGGUCGUACUAAAAUUCUUAUGUUUGGGGGCCUUGCCAAGAGCGGUAACCUUCAAUUGCGGUCAGGUGAAGCCUAUACCAUUGAUUUGGAGGAUGGAAACCCACAAUGGCGGCAACUGGAGUGCAGUGCAUUCACUAGUAUUGGCAGCCAAAGUGCGUUGGUACCUCCUCCUAGACUUGAUCAUGUUGCUGUCAGCAUGCCCUGUGGAAGGAUAAUUAUCUUUGGCGGUUCCAUUGCUGGGUUGCAUUCUCCUUCUCAGUUGUUCCUUUUGGAUCCUUCCGAGGAAAAACCAACAUGGAGGAUUCUCAAUGUUCCUGGGCAACCACCAAAAUUUGCUUGGGGUCAUAGCACCUGUGUGGUAGGAGGAACUCGGGUCCUGGUAUUGGGCGGACAUACUGGGGAAGAGUGGAUACUUAAUGAAUUGCACGAGUUAUGCCUAGCAAGCAGACAAGACUCGGACCCAUGACUUAAGUUGGAGUUGCCUGCAUUCAGGACAGAACUACUCAUGUCUAAAAUUUUCCCAACGAUCUCUACUCCCUAUCCAAGGUUUUUCCUUCUGCAUUAUUUAUUUCCUAUGUUUUGAUGUGCUACUCCUGCUGCAUUGUCUUUUUAUCAAGCUGUAUUCCUGUACAUAUACUCCUGUCUGUUCUGAUUGUUGUGCUGCUUGAAUAUAAAUUGACUGUUUAUCGGCUGUGUGUAAUCUUAAACAAUGUAGAAAAGAGACAUCUUGUGGACAAACUU
Molecule: messenger RNA, 2264 nt
Organism: Rubroshorea leprosula
Lineage: Eukaryota; Viridiplantae; Streptophyta; Magnoliopsida; Malvales; Dipterocarpaceae
Source: the annotation of a GenBank genome assembly